CAUCUAGGGGCAGUCCACUGACUCGCACCAGCUGUUGAGGCAGCACACGAAUGCUCCGAGUCCCACUCCUACUCGAGUGUGUGAGCGUGUUUGUGUGUGUGUGUGUGUGUGUGUGAGUGCUUGUGCCAUUGUAAAAGCACAGCACAGCUCUGCCAGUCCUGUCUGCAUUUGGACAGCAGAAGACAGGACAAGCAGACAAGAGGAGAAGAAGAUGCCAGCCAUUUUGGUCACCCCUAAGAUGAAGUCAGGAUUGCCCAAGCCUGUGCACAGCGCUCUGCCCAUUCCUCAGCCUCACAUUCAGACACGGAUGACUCAGAGCAGCGGUGCGAAGCUCACACACCACUCCAGUCUGAGGAAAAGCAGCCAGAGCACCGGCGCACCACAGAGAAAGAGCCACACGACCAACGAAACGUCUACAGAUCCACAGAUUUACACAGACUGGGCAAACCACUACCUGGCAAAGUCAGGUCAUAAGCGUUUGAUCAGAGACCUACAGCAGGACGUAGCGGACGGAGUACUUCUGGCUGAGAUCAUCCAGGUUGUAGCUAACGAGAAGAUUGCUGACAUAAACGGCUACCCUGAAAGCCGCUCUCAAAUGAUUGAGAACAUAGAUGCCUGUCUUGGCUUUUUGGCAGCUAAAGGAGUGAAUAUAAAGGGACUCUGUGCUGAAGAGAUCCUCAGUGGCAAUCUGAAAGCCAUCCUAGGCCUAUUUUUCAGCCUAUCACGCUACAAACAACAGCAGCAACAUGCAUCACUGAAGCAGGCGAACAACGAGACCCACAUCCUCCAGACUGCCCGUGUCCGGAGUGCCAGUCCUGCCCAGACACACUCCCCUUGGUGCACUCCCCAUGCACCCCCCUGCCCGGGCCACAUCCAUGAGCACGAGCAGCACAACACCACUGCAUCUGUGCUCAAGACUCAAGAAGACAUGCAGUCCAGAGGCUCAUCUCCGAGUAAAUCUCGCAAGCUGUGUGUCGCUCCAAAAAAGUCCAAUAGACUUCCAGCUCCAUCGAUACAGCCGAGGAGAUCCAGCAGCAGACGCAGCCAGAGCUUCAUACAUCGUGACGAGUCUAAAACCCCGACGUUAACCUGCUCGCAGCGCACAGAUAAAUCAAGUCCAUCUCCUGUAAUGGUUGACCAAGGGCCUCCCAGUUCUCCUGUUCUUCCAUCUAGCAGCACCACUGGCACCACCAGCACCAAAGGAUGGAGGAGUAAGUCUCUCAAUGCCAAGCACAGUGCUACCUCCUCUAGUCUGUCCAUCAAACAACCCUCCUCAGCUUCCCUGGAGGUUCCUCCCAAAGUAAUCGCCCAAAAGUCCAUGCUAGACAAGCUGAAGCUCUUUAACAGCAGACCGUCUUCUCGAACAUCCAGCAUUGCAUCUCUAGAUGACCCUGAAGCUUCAAAUCCAGAUCUGAAUGAAGCAAACAUUUGUCCUGUCCAUCCUGAAGCCCAUCUGGGCAACCAGCAACCUCUGAUGGCAAGUAACUCCAGUCCUAAGCUGGCUCUGAAAGGUAUUGCACAGAGGACGUUGGGUAGGACUUUGGUGCCCAAAAUCAAGGCUGCUGAGAAGGACAAAGACAAAGUAAAGACAAACAGUAAAGACAAAACAACAAAACGGUCUUCUGGCAUUGAGCAAGACCUGAUUAUUGAAGAACGAGAAGAAAACAGGGCUGAACCUCCAACACUGGCUGAUGGUAAAAAAUCCAGUUUGAUUCCCAAAGGAACCAAGAGCCAUAGCAACGCUAAGAAAGAUGGGUCAUCACAGAGUGGUAUACCCAAACCGGGGCAAACCACUAAGGCCUCAGGGGUGGUAAAGAACUCAGCUGCACUCCCUGGUGGAAAAGUGGAGCAUUCUCGUGGUUUCAGAGCUGGAGGUGCUGCAUUGGUGCAUAAAUGUCCGAUAGAGAACAAGAACUCUAAUUCUGCUUCUAGUUUGGUGUUGACAGAAGGACGAUGCAGUCAGAACAGCUCAAGUAGUAUCACUCAGGCCAGCAAUACAAACAACAUUCAGCUUCCUCAAACACAGCACAGCCAUCCCAACACGGCUACAGUCGCCCCCUUCAUGUACAGGUCUCAGACAGACGUGGAUAAGACCGGCGUGACUGAAGAAGGAGAAGGGAAGAAGGAGAGAUCAGUCCUUCACAGCAAAUCCAUCCACACGUCUCUGGAAAGCCUGAGAGGCGAGGAUUCGGAGAGCAGGAGACUGAGGACAGUGAAGAAUAUCGCCGAUUUGAGACAAAACCUGGAGGAAACUAUGUCCAGCCUGAGACACGUCACUCAUAUCAGUCACAGCACCCUGCAGACGACUUUUGAUGCCUGCAUAACCACAGAGAUCAACACGAGGGGCUCGCUCGCCCUCACUCCCCGCCCUGUCUCGGCCUCUCCAUGGCGACCUGGUACAUCUGGUCCACGUCUUCAGGCAGGCGACGCCCCCUCGUUAACUAGUGGUUACAGCUCCAACAAGGCGGAGAUGUUGGAGGGAAUGACAACAGACAGCGCUGGUUACGUGAGCGAUGGAGACAUCCUGGGAAAGAGUGUGAGGAUGGACAGCGCCACCAGCGGCUACAUGACAGACGGAGGGCUGAAUGCGUACACACGUCGGACACACAAACACUCCUCCACGCUCCUCCACUGCGAGAGCCACACUGACAUUGACAGCUGGGACGACAGCAGUUCAGUCAGCAGUGGGAUCAGCGACGCUCUAGACACAGAUGAACUCAACACCAGUUCGUCUCUCAGCUCCUACGUCAACACUCCAUCUGCUCCACGCAGGGACCUAGAAGAGCAGCUCCAGACAGACGCCGAGAAGCGUUCUGCCAUUGGAUGCAGCUCCACCUGGAACGACGACCUCAGGCGCCCAGACGGCUGCUCAGACCCAGGCAUUGAGAUGGAGACCAGCGCAAAGUGGUGCAACCCAUCUGAUUUCUCAGACGAAUCAGAGCGCAGUUUAACUGGGCGCAAACCGCACACCAUAUCUCAAACAGGUUCUUGGAGGCGCGGCAUGAGCGCCCAGCUGGGCAUCACCUGUCCAAGGACUAAGACUCCGACUCCAGUGAACUGCAGCCCACUGAAAAUCCACAGUAAUGGCAAAACAGACGAUGCCAAAGUGUCAGAGAAAAGUCGUUUCUCACCACAGAUACCUACAUAUGAAAGCAAGAAGCUGCCCUCAAGCUCCGGCUCCCACACACCCACCAACACAUUCGGCUUCAAGAAAACCUCCAGUGCAGCAACAAUAACUGCCAGCGGUGCAGUACUAACAAGUGGCUCUGCCACUCUGGGGAAGAUCCCUAAGUCCAUAGGCUUUGGCUCAUCGCGUCUAGUGAGUAAGCAAACUAGUGUCGAUGACGGGUACCUUCCGCCGAGUACUCGAACCACCCUCCAAUACCGGAGUCUGCCUCGGCCUAGUCGUUCCAACAGCAGUACAGGCACUACCCGUGGUACCGGUCGCUCCAUCGAUGCUAGCCCCAUUAGCAAAGGCACAGCCACUCUACCCAACCCAAAGAGCCGCAGCCUGGCCAGGUCCAGUGCCAACCAGACAGACCGGGAGAAGGGAGUGUUCUCGGACACGGACAGCCUAGCUUUGGGACCACUAAAUAAAGCCAGUGGUGGUGCUCAAUGCCUGCCAGGUAGACAGGCAGGAGGGAAGAGCUCAGAUACAUCAUCCCCUACCUUGCGCAGACUCUUUGGGAGUAAACCAGGCACCAAGCCGACCGCCAUCACCACCUCUGAGAACAUGAAGAACUCCACCAUAAUCUCCAACCCACACACAACUUCCAUCCAGACCUGCACUCUUGAGGCACCACCAGUCAGUAGCGGAAGCACACGUGGUCUCCUGCAUGGUGAAAAUCUACCAAUUAUGCAGAACUCAACAAGCAGUGAUAGCAUGAAGGCGUCUCUGGGCAGAGAGGAGACGCUUAUGACAUGCUCUGACCGCACUGGCACCAUCCGGACUGGCCAAUCGGACAGGUAUGCUCACCUGCCACAAGGGCGGGGCACAGAAGACUCACGUGAUUGGCUGAACUGUCAUCCCAAUGGUGGAAUUCAGGACUCACCAGGCUCCUCCCCCUUUUCACCUGCCUCCACCCUCAGCUCACCUUCAGCAACACGCUUCAACUUCACUACCAUUGGCAGUCCCACCAUAGCUGCGCAGAUAAACCUGGCAACCCAGCGGCCCUCAGGCAACUCUGCCAAUCAGGACGGGCCACAAGAGCAGCACGGCGACUCUCGUCUACGCAAUGCCACACUCACUCUGGUGGAGAAAAACCGCACCAUGAGCGGCUCCGGAUCUUUCCGUGAGGUGCUGGAGGAAGUGCAUGGCUCUUCUCUGUCUCUGGUGUCCAACACGUCUUCUGUCUACUCCACGCCUGAAGAGAAGUCUCAGUCAGAGAUCCGAAAGCUCAGGAGAGAGCUGGAAGCGUCUCAGGAGAAGGUGUCAACACUCACCACACAGCUAAGUGCCAACGCUCACCUGGUGGCGGCGUUUGAGCAGAGCUUGGGCAACAUGACAAUCAGAUUGCAGAGCCUAACCACGACAGCAGAACAGAAGGACACAGAGCUGAAUGAAAUGAGGAAGACCAUCGAGCUGUUGAAGAAGCAGAACACAGUCGCUCAGGCUGCCAUCAGCGGAAUCAUUAACACACCAGAGACCCCGAACAAAGAUUCCUCCAUUGGUUCUCCUCUGUCAGCAGCAGCAGCAGAUCAGCAGAUCCAGCGCCAGCCCUCCUCUGACAGCGUGUCGAGCCUCACCAGUCACUCCAGCCUGGAGCUCGACGCCAACAGCAAGAAGAAGAGGAAGAACUGGCUAAGGAGCUCCUUCAAACAGGCAUUCGGCAAGAAAAAGGCACCAAAGUCGGCCUCGUCUCAUUCAGACGUUGAGGAGAUGGAUGAGUCCUCUGUGCCUUCAUCACCCAGACUUCCGUAUAGCUGCCACUCCACUGGGACAUCACUGAUCCGACACUCACACUCCAACUCACUCCCUCUCCUUUCAUCGCUCUCCAUUUAUGGAAAUGGUUGGGGCUGUAACAGUGCUCCCAUCAGGACCAGCUCUCUGGCACGGAUCUCGGAGUGUACAGACUGUGAGACGGAGACGGUCAUGCAGUUGCGCAGUGAGCUGCGUGAUAAGGAGAUGAAGUUGACUGACAUCAGAUUGGAGGCUCUAAGCUCCGCCCAUCAGCUGGACCAGCUCCGAGAGUCCAUGAACCGCAUGCAGGUGGAGAUGGAGAAGCUGAAAGUGGAGAAUGAGCGUCUGAGAACAGCCAGUAGGGGGAGCUGCAGCACAACCACAUCACAGGCAUCUGUGUGUCCCUCGGGCCUCGGCCUGUCCACUCAGUCAAGCCUCACUGAGUCCACCAGCCUAGACAUGCUGCUGGAGGACAGUGGAGAUGGCGGCUCUCGUAAAGAGGGACACCAUGUUAAGGUGGUAGUGAGUCUGGACAGAGGCCCGGAGUGGAAAGAGGAGUUCAGGCAGCACGACUUCCUGAUUGGCUGCAUCGGCGUCAGCAGUAAAACCAAAUGGGAGGUUCUGGAUGGUGUCGUCCGGCGCCUCUUCAAGGAGUACAUUAUCCAUGUAGACCCAGUCUCACAGCUGGGCCUGAACACAGACAGUGUGCUCAGCUACGGUAUCGGAGACGUUCAGCGCACCAGCGAAGCCGACACACCAGAGCUGCUGCCUUGUGGCUACCUGGUGGGAGACAGUGACACCAUCUCCGUCAGGCUGAAAGGUGUUGAGCAGCACAGUGAGGAUGCGUUGGUGUUUGAGACGCUCAUCCCGAAGCCCAUCCUGCAGCGCUACGUUUCUCAGCUCCAGGAGCACCGGCUCAUCGUUCUGUCUGGACCAUCAGGCACCGGGAAGAGCUUCCUGGCCGCGAGGUUGGCUGAGCAUGUGGUGCUGAUGGAGGGAUACUUGCUGAACAAACAGUUCAUCACGACUUUCAAUGUGGAUAACAAGUCUAGCAAGGAGCUGAAGCAGUACCUGUCUAACCUGACUGAGCAGUGCAGCAGCAGCAGCAGCACACGGGCCGUGGGUGUGCCUCAAGUCGUCAUCGUAGAAAACCUGCAUCAUGUCGGCUCUCUGAGCGAGAUCUUCAACGGCUUUCUGAACUGCAAACACCACUGCUGCCCCUAUAUAAUCGGCACUAUGAACCAAACGUCAUCAUCCACGUCCGCCCCGAAUCUGCAACUUCACCAUAAUUUCAGAUGGCUGCUUUGUGCUAAUCACACUGAACCAGUGAAGGGCUUCUUGGGUCGUUUUCUGAGGCGGAAGCUUCUGGAAACUGAGAUGAACAGUCGCGUGCGUAACGCCUACUUGGUGAAGAUCACCGAGUGGAUCCCAUGCGUCUGGCAGCAUCUCAACCGCUUCCUGGAGACACACAGCUCCUCUGAUGUCACCAUCGGACCACGCCUCUUCCUGUCCUGUCCCAUGGAUGUCGAGGGUUCUCAGGUUUGGUUUACAGACCUGUGGAACUACUCCAUCAUUCCCUACAUGCUAGAGGCAGUCCGUGAGGGUCUGCAGCUGUAUGGCAGAAAGGCAUCAUGGGAGGACCCGUCUCUCUGGGUGAUAGAGACGUACCCGUGGCCACCCGGGCUCCACCAGCUCCAGUGUCCUGCUCUGCUCCAGCUGCGGCGUGAGGACGUGGGCUUUGACGGCUUCCCCAGAGAACCCGGCACACAGGGCACAGAGAUCACGUCGGAGGGGGCAGAACGUGACCCGCUGAUGAAUAUGCUAAUGAGGCUAAAGGAGGCGGCUCACUGCAGCGGCCCACCGAGCGACGACAGCGACUCCCAGCAGCAGCAGUGACGGCGAGGACGUCCAGGAUCCACUGCUGGACUCUACACUGUGAACAGCACAGCAAUAUGUCUUAGUCUUCCAUGAAGAGAAGAGUUUACUGUCAGUAACAGCAUAUAGAACAGGACAAUCUGUGUAGGAAACAUAUGACUCACAAAAAAAUAGGUCUGGAUUGAUUUAGAAGCAUCGGGCAGUUUGCUAAUCUCACUGUGGACUAAACACUUCAGCACAUGAGUCGUUGCUACUAAAGUUAGCCGUUGUUUUAAACACGUCCAUGUUGACUUUCCAUAACAAAUCAGAAUUGCUCAAUACCAUGACCUUCGUGAUCACUCGCAGCACAAAGAUAGUAUAACAGAAACCCUUAAUAUCGAUUUCUGUAGCAAUUUGCACACCCUGUUUCCUGUCAACUAUAUUUACACAAAGUGCCAUAAAGCUGCCCUGCCUUUAUAACUAGCCAUCAUGCUAGCUUGAAAUUUAGCCAGCACAAUAAUGCUGCGUUCGACUUACCUCAUAAGUGGAAUUACGCCAUUUUCAACCUCAGUGUUUCAACAUAUGAAGUGAAAGAAAAACAUAGACACUUCUAGGUUCGUCUUUUGUUAGCAACAAACUAGCCAGUUAACUGUAAUGAUUGAUGUAUAUUUUCCUCCUUAAAACUGCAUACUAUUGUUUUAGAUUUAACGAGCGUAUAUGUCUUUAUGUUGAUGAUCUUUGGGUGUUUUCUUUUGCAUUUCCUGGUUGGAGGUUGGGAAUUACUAGUUGCGACCUCUAGUCGAACGCAGCAAAAAUAUAAGGUGUGAUGUCGUGUAUAAAUGGAGGAGCAGGCUUUAAAAAAAAAUUAUUAUAAUAAUUUUGAAUAUUUAAAGUCACCUUAAAGUUUUAAAUCAUUGUUUAAUAAUUAAAACCUUUCUGGGGAAUUCAUUUGAGUGCACAGAUUAGUCAAACUGCAAAAACUGCCACUGCAGCAGUUUUACCAAAUGUCUUACAGAAUAUGUGAAAGUGAGGUGUUAUUGCAUCAUUAAUGAUAAGAGCCAAAUUGUUCAAAUUGCAUAUUCAUUGAAUUUUGAUUUGCAUAUUCAUAGAUUUCGCAGUGAGUUUAGGGCAUUUUCUACCAUAUCAGUUUUUUUAAUGCUCUUCAGAAGAUUUUUUGGUUGACUUAUGUAUUUAAUUUUUAUAAGAUCUAUUCACUUUUUUCAGUUUUGAAAAGAAACUAAUACAUCAGAGAAGUAUACAGCAAUACUGAGUUGAUCUAACAAAUUUCACUGAUGGGAAUCUCACACAGAAAUGUUAACGUAAAAAAUCGACAGAGGGUGUGUUCAAAAACGUAUUGAAGUUUGAGGUUUAGUACUUUGUGCAGUUGCGCACUAGGUGCCGCCAUAACCGUGUUUCUUUCUCGGUGCAGUUUCUCAGGACUUCUUUGCACUGCAGUCUCUCACUAUUUUCAGCCUCUCACUGUUUUCCAGAAAUGCAUUUCAUAACAUCACAGUGCAGAUUUAAGGCCAUUUUUCACUCCGUGUUUAGACUCAACUAAUUUUUUACAUGCGCAAUCAAGGAAACUAUCAUAUAGACUCUUCUAUGAGCUUCCGUGCACAAUAUGGAACAUCGUAUGUGGUGCUAAUGUUUCCUAAUGCCUUACUACUUUUGUAUCUACAGUAGGAAUCUUAAAUGCUGGAAAUGUUUACACCAGAAUACCACGGUGUUAGCAACAUUAAGUGGUAUGUCUGAGUGCGACACGUUUGUAAUCAAAGCCAAUAAGAGUAAUAUGAGUUCAUUGAACAUGAGGUAAUCAGAAUAGCUUUGUGUUUACAUGACGAGUGAGGAAGUACAAUAGAAGGUGCUAUGUUAUACCUCUCUAAACAGGGUGUUGGUAUUUUAAUGCUGGAAUACCUUACAUCAUUAAUGCUUCUAGUAGAGUGGUAAAUUUCAAACAAUUUCUUCAUAUUAUGGUGCUUUAAAGGUGCAGUUGGUAAUUUUAGAUCUGUCUUCUGACUGUGAUUUGCAAUUUCAAUUCCAAUAUUUACAAAUCUUCUCCUCCACCCUCAGCAAAGCUCACUCGUUUUGUGAAAACUUAAUAUACCUUGCGUGAUGCGUACGUCGAACAGUUCUAGAGCCAUUUUCUGGGCCGGAAAAAUAUAAACAGAAGCUCAAAAAUUAAGAAAACACCCAGUUCAAUAUCAGUAUCAAUACUGCAGAUGACUAUUUUUCAGAGGUUCCAUAGAAAUUAUAUGAUUAUUACAGGUCUAGAAGCACUUUGAAAAAUUACAAACUGCUCCUUUAAUCUCAACUAAUUCUCUGAGACAGUGAUAACUGCCUGUUUUACGAGAGUUUCCUUUGUUUGAAUGGAGAGUGUGAUUGUGUGAAUUGAUUAUGUGAAUUGCCAAGAGAGGAGAAAAAAGACUUCUUGUUUUAAGUCUCCAUACACAGAAGCACUUUGAAGACACACAUACAUACACACACACACACACACACACAGACUUUGGCACUCUUUUGCCCAAUCUAAAGUCCUCUGAGCCAGAGUGAUUUGUUUUCUCCAGAGCCGAGUGCUGGCGUGUCUAGUGGCCCGAUCCGGAGAAUUAUCCCGCCGUCCACUUUCACGCAGUUUCAAAGGAGCACUCUGCACUGCUUUUGUUUAGACGUCUGCACUUUGUUCGCUCGAGAAAUGAAGUUUUUCGAGCUUUCAUGCGACGCACGACGUCGGACUUGUGAUGCUGAGCUUUUCUCAACGGACCUUUUGAUUAAAGAGACACUAUGCAAUUUUUCUGUCAUAGUUGUGGUUUCUCAUACUGACACAUUGUUUAGCACACCAUUUUGUUAAUAAUUCUUUUUCAAACACAUUUUUUUUUGUUUUUGUUUUUUUUUUUUAUAAAUGUUCAGAUAGUAAAUGGAAGAGGAAAGAAACAACAUGAUUCGCAAAAGUCUGUGAAAUAUCCUGAACGUUAUAAUGCCAUAAUUUUCUUUUUGUAUACUUUCACUUGUACAAUAUGUGUGUAAAUUUUAAACCUUGUUUGAGAAAUUCAAGAUGUUGUCUAACAAUUCUUUAAAGUAAAUAGAGUAAAUGAUGUACAGUUGUCUUUUCUACUGCCUUGUACAGCUUGUUCAGUUUUAUUUUUUCAACAGAUUGUUGGUCCUUGGAGAAUAAAGGUGAUGAUUCUCUCA
Molecule: messenger RNA, 9937 nt
Organism: Pangasianodon hypophthalmus (striped catfish)
Lineage: Eukaryota; Metazoa; Chordata; Actinopteri; Siluriformes; Pangasiidae
Gene: nav2b
Product: neuron navigator 2b
Exons: 38
Coding region: 212-6796 (2194 amino acids)
Biological process (GO): neurogenesis; nervous system development
Molecular function (GO): protein binding
Source: RefSeq, a predicted model, not a curated record